Paramecium tetraurelia is the source of this 1467-nucleotide messenger RNA. RefSeq lists its product as uncharacterized. The transcript has 2 exons. The record is from RefSeq and is a predicted model, not a curated record. Gene Ontology annotation, biological process: protein phosphorylation. Gene Ontology annotation, molecular function: ATP binding; protein serine/threonine kinase activity. NCBI's taxonomy places the organism in Eukaryota, Ciliophora, Oligohymenophorea, Peniculida, Parameciidae.
AUGUUUAAAUUAUAUUUAAUAAGGAAGAAUAAAGUAUAUCCCCGAAAGCAAUCUAAAAAACUUCAGAGAGUUAGAUGGAUGAGUUAUAAAAUAAAUCUAAAAUUCAGAUAAUCUUCUCGCAUGAAGAAAAGCUUCAUAAUUUCUUAUUUGCUUAUGAGUAUGAUAAACUUGUUUAAGAUUAGAGCAACUACUGAUCAUUUGUUACAAUAAGCUCGCAAAAUAGUUCCAACAAUAAGUGCAGUAGUGACAACCAACUCAAAUUUGGCCAUCGAUUAUUAUCUGCAAUUACCAAAUUAAAAUUUAAGUGUAUUCCAAGGACGUAUCAUCACUGUUUAAGGAGUGCCAGGGUUAUUGGCAUUGAAAUCUAAGACAGGAUUGAGAGACUUUAUAUUUAUAAAAUGCAUCGGAGUGGGUGGAUUUUCAAGAGUGUAUUUGGUUAAAAAGAAAUAGUCAAGUCGAUUCUAUGCGAUGAAAAUAAUAGACAAGAAAAUAAUUAUUGAGAAAAAGAUUGAAAAUAUAAUUGAGAAUGAACGCAACAUUCUAGCUGUGACUCAACAUCCUUUUCUUAAUAAAUUAGAAUAUGCUCUAGAAUGUCCAAACCAUCUAAUAUUCAUCACUGAAUUCUGUGCAGGAGGUGAUCUGCUCUAUUACUUAUAAAAAUAUCACGUGUUUACUGAAACUCAAGCAAGAUUCUACAUUAUAGAAUUUAUAUUGGGAUUAAUAUAUUUGCAUCAGUUGGAUAUCAUAUAUAGAGACAUUAAACCAGAAAACAUAUUAAUCGAUAUUACAGGUCAUAUUCAAAUUGCUGACUUUGGACUUGCAAAGCCCACAAGAAAUGAAUAUGCUUAUAGUUUUUGUGGAAGUCCUGAGUACAUGGCUCCAGAAAUGCUAACUAAUUAGGGACAUAAUUAAUAAUUGGAUCAUUAUUGUUUAGGUGUCCUAUUAUAUGAAUUGGUGGUGGGACAACCUCCCUUCUAUUCUGAAGACAUCAAUAAAAUCUAUGAGAAUAUAAUUUUAAAGGAAGUUGAGUUCCCAAAAAAUAACACUUUGAGUAAUGAAAUCAAGGAUUUGAUUGUGAGAUUAUUGGAUAAGGAUCAAAAGAGUAGGAUUGGACAUUAGGGAGGGUUACUGGAGAUAUUGGAUCAUAAAUGGUUUGAAAGUGUCGAUUUAAUAAAGUUCCUUUACAGAAAAGUGAAUCCCCCCUUCUAACCAGAUGUGUUCAAACCUCCAGCUCUAUCAAAAGAAUAUAAGGAUGGGGAUUUAGAUCUUAUUAGGAGAUUGCUAGAUAGAAAUGUUUAGGGGACCACCAUGUUUCAAAACUUUUAUUAUGAUUAGUCAGUAGAAUUGGAUAUACGAUUAGAACAGUAAAAGUUCCUUAAGUUCUAUCAUUAAUUGAUAGAGCAGUAGAAUAGUAAGAUGCAGAGAAGGUAAAAAAUCAAAUUCAUGAGAAAAAGCAGAUUAGUAUGA